CUGAUUGGUGACUGUUGAGUUUUAUUUUGCAGAUUUCCCCAGUAAGAAUGAUGGAGAGAUCAAUUCACAGUGCAAAAUACAUUUUUGUAGAAAAUUUGUAUAGAAGUGGGAAGAUGCCAGAGGUGGAUUAUGUUGUCCUGUCUGAAUGGUUUGACUGGAUCCAGAACAACACCGAUGUUUCAGUUGAUUUGAUUGUUUACCUGCAGACAUCUCCUAAAGUUUGUUAUGAGAGAUUAAAGAGAAGAUGCAGAGAAGAAGAGAAAAUCAUUCCUCUGGAAUAUUUAGAAGCUAUUCAUCAGCUCUAUGAAGAGUGGCUCAUUAAACAUACGUUAUUUAAAGUUUCCUGCCCAGUGCUUGUUAUUGGAGCUGACCACGACAUGCAGAAAAUGAUAGAAAAGUAUGAAGAAAACCGGGACCAAAUACUAAGCCCAUGUAAUAUGCAACAGCAUUUAUAGAAGUCUGUUAGGUUGUAUUUUUUUUUAAUAAUUCUGAAUAUUUGUAAUACUUUUGAAUUUAAUGGUUUCUGCUGUAGAACUACACCUUGUAGGAUGUUGUGAAUUUCUCACUCCAAAAUGUUCAGGAGCAAGUCAUAAACAGAAUAUGACCCAAUUCCAUUCCAAGUUUUUAGGUUCUCCAUUCACUUUACUACAUCAGUUCUGUUCUGUUAAAAUGUGUCUUUCUCUCAUUCCCAUUUCACUGCUGUUUCCUAUGAAAUAACAUUUUUCUUUUCCUCCAUGACAGUUCUGUUUCUGUAAUGUAAAGGAGUAGUUCCGUGCACGAGGUGGGAUGUCCUGUUGUGCACUGUGUUCAAUAGCUUUGUUAAACUGCUCUGGUUAUGUCAAAAUAGAGUGUGUAGGGGUUCUUUCUGUAAUCCUGCCCCCACUGAUGCAUUUCACUGAGCUCAGUUUCUACUGCUUUACAUGACAUCACAAUAUAGCUGUAGUUCUGAAGGUAACUAUGCAUAGUCCCACAGAAUUCAGUAGUGAACAAAUAGUUAAAUAGUCUUUGUAACUGAUUGCACAGUGGUUCUGAAGGUUUUUCUAGGCCAGGUUUUUAAAGGGGCUUAUUUCUCUAGAUUUCUCUAGUUUUGGUGAAACUCGUAGCUGAGUUGAGGACUAGUGGAAAGUACAGUGCAUUUGGUACUCUGCAUUUCCUUUCAAAUGGUGGUAUAAAUACUAAAAAUAAUUGAUUUCUUAACUGCUGUGGAUUCUUAAAAAUAUCUGGGUUGAUCUGUUUUAUUAUUUAUUAUAAAGAAAUAUGCGAAUGGUUCUUUGAGUAUACACCUUGAUCACUUUAAUGUGACUUGGGAAAUAGAGAAAUGUAAUGGGUGUUCAAUUUUUGUGGUUAUUUGCUUACGUGUUGAUGUGCUUUUUAUUUCUGCUUUACCCCCUUGAUUGUUGUCUUCCAUUGCUUACUGCCUAAACAUCUGUAACUUAUCAACCAUAAUUUUCAGUUACUUGGCUUUUUCAUGUGUUACUUAAAUGUGAACACUUCACUUCUUUUAUUUUGUGGCUUUAUGGUAGCUGUAUAUACCUGAAGAUAGCUGUAGCUGAAAUGACUGCAGCUUUUUUCCAAGUCAGGAGAUGGAGUUCAUUUCUUCUAGUGGGAUUUUUAUUUAUUUAUUUUUUAAACCAGCGCAGCUUAGGAAUGAUCAGUGCAUGGAGCAUUUCCAAGUGAGUACUACAUCAGUAUGCUGAAGCUUGUAAACCUGUUCUGUUCUAAAGCUUUAGAAUUUUAGCUUAAAAGUAAGGUUUUAUGUAUUAAAUAAUUAUCUUAUAGAAGCUUAUUUGUACAGGAAUAGUGGUCAUUCUGGAGACAUUCUGAUAAACUUUCAAAGUUCUUUUUGCCUCUUAGAGAAUAAAAAAGCUCUCUAGAAAUAGCUCUGUAAGUUUCAGCCAUCUGCAGAUUGUUGUUAAUUGCAAUCUGAUUAUGAGUUGUAGAAGCCAAUGGUAUGUAUUCUGCAUGCUAGCCUGGCAGUCUAGAGAAGAGGCACUUAAUUCUGUUGUACAGAAAAUGCAAGUAAUGAAGUAAUGUAGUACCUCACAAAAAUGAAUGUGGUGAAUCAGUUGUUCUUUGUGGUACUGUUUCCCCUUGCCUUGGGAGCUUGGAAUGGUGUGUAAACCAUUUAACAAGAAGUGAUUCUUUGCCAUUUUAAGUUCUUCCAGUUUUUUUCUGUUUUCCUGAGCCAUAGGUUUCUCUUCGUGUUUAACAGCCCAUGACAGAGCUUUCUUCUGGAAGUUUGUCACUUUCUGAGCAUUUAGACAUAACAUCCUGUCACAGUGAGUUCCACAUCUAAGCUGCAAGCUGGGUGAGAACUGAUUAUCUCUCUUCUGUAAUGCAUACCUAGUCUGGAUGGAUAUCUUCUCCAGACUUCAGUAUUUACUUCAUUCUGAUUGAGGUGUCCUAGAGUCAGUAACAUCUGGGAGCAGCACAUAAAGUGACUUGAAGAGACAGACUAGCAAAAAUUAAAAUGUUAAACAUUUGCAUUUUCUUCAUCUGGCCUUCUGUGCGCUCUCUUCUGGCACGGGGAGGAUGUUUAUAUCUUAUUUGAUUAAGCAUUUUGGAGGUGAAUCUCCAAAACUGUAGGUCCUAAGAAGCCUAAGCCUAAGAAGAUGAUAAUUAUGUUCACUGGUGUAAUUAGCAUGCAGAACUACUGCCAACACCAGGAACUAAUCCAACAUCUCUUUUUCAGUGCUCUUCCUCCUGCAGAGUCUGGGUAUUCUGCCAUCAGUUGCAAUUAAAAUGUUCAGACCUGAAGCUCUCUGUGCUCUUGCAAAUAAUGACUCUCGUAGCAAGUUACUGUCCUGUCUGAGGAACUGGAGUAUCUAGUCCUUCCUGUAGAGUAUGGAGGUUGAAGUAAUUACUGUGCAUUUCUAAAGCAGGUUAAAGUCAGGUGAGGAUUAUGGUUUUUUACUUUUUUUUUUUCCCCCAGCAUUUGGUAAAUUGCAGCAUUUGAGGGGGCUAACAGUUGCAAGUUUUUAAAAAGUUUAGUCUCAGAA
Messenger RNA from Meleagris gallopavo (turkey), 2999 nucleotides. The record is from RefSeq and is a predicted model, not a curated record. NCBI's taxonomy places the organism in Eukaryota, Metazoa, Chordata, Aves, Galliformes, Phasianidae.